Messenger RNA from Limulus polyphemus (Atlantic horseshoe crab), 4296 nucleotides. Its product is annotated as nodal modulator 3-like. The record is from RefSeq and is a predicted model, not a curated record. Gene Ontology annotation, molecular function: carbohydrate binding. Bases 70 to 3618 code for a protein of 1182 amino acids. Gene Ontology annotation, cellular component: endoplasmic reticulum membrane. Lineage: Eukaryota; Metazoa; Arthropoda; Merostomata; Xiphosura; Limulidae. The transcript has 7 exons.
GGAGCUAGUGCUAGUCCACUUUCUCGUGGGUUAGGCUUAAUUUCCUGGUACAGUGGUAGAAAUACAAUCAUGAAAAUAUCUGUACUGUUAGGUUUUUUAAAACUACGCUUGAACCAUCUUAUAAUUUUAUUUUCAUUAUUCAGUUUUACAUUUGAAGAAGAUGUUCUUGGAUGUGGUGGAUUUGUAAAGUCAGAUUUUGGCAUUAACUAUUCCCGAGUGGAAAUUAAGCUUUACAGCAAGCAGGGAAGCCUUAAAUACCAGACAGACUGUGCUCCAAACAAUGGAUACUACUUAAUUCCUUUAUAUGACAAGGGGGAUUAUAUAUUAAAAAUUGAGCCUCCUGCUGGAUGGGGCUUUGAACCUACAACUGUUGCUCUUCACGUGGAUGGAGUAAAAGAUGCUUGUAGCCAAGGAGAGGACAUUAACUUUGUUUUUAAAGGUUUUUCUGUAUUUGGAAAGGUUGUAAGCAAAGGUUCUGACAAUGGCCCUGCAGGAAUCUCCAUCUUUUUGAAGACUCUUAAUGGUGAACUGCUGCAAGAAACAAAAACAGUUAUUGGUGGUGAUUAUUCAUUUUCAGACAUUCUUCCAGGAGAAUAUUUAGUGGAAGCAUCUCAUACAAAGUGGAAAUUAGAUAAUUAUCAGGAAAAGAUCACAAUAUCUCAGGAUAAUGGUAAAAUUGGCAGUGGAAUUGUAGUAGGAGGAUAUGAUGUUCGUGGUGAAGUCAGGAGUGAAGGAGAACCCAUAAGAGGAGUUCAUUUCAUUCUCUUCGACCUCAAUGAUUCCAAGAAUAUUCUGAAGAUACAGGGUUGUGAUUCUAAUCCUGUGAAAGGGUAUAGUAUACCAAGUGGAAUGAAAUAUUUGUGUCAGGUGACAUCAAGUACUGAUGGUAAGUUUGUCUUUCCAUCAGUUCCUCCUGGAAAGUACCAGCUUUUUCCUUUUUAUAAAGGAGAAAACAUUGAAUUUGAUGUAUCUCCUUCAGUAAAGGACUUUACAGUAGAACAUGGAAGUGUUGAAUUUAAAGAAAAAUUUCAAGUUCAGGGAUUUAGUGUUAGUGGUAAAGUGUUGACUGGCAUCAAAGGAAAGCCUUUAGCAGGUGCAAAAAUUCUUCUUGAUAGUAAGGAAGAAGCUCUUACUGACCAGGAUGGAGUCUAUCAUCUAGAUAAUAUGAAGGCGGGUUCCUACAGGUUGGAUGUCCAAGCUCCUCACUUUGUUUUUGAACCAGUAACUGUGAAAGUGACACCCAACACUCCUGAGCUUCCAGAAGUUGUAGCAUCACAACUUGAUUUGUGUGGCCAACUUAUCAUUUCCCAUGUGCCAUCUGGGGUUAUAAGGGAAACAGAAAGAGCUAUUUUAGUUACACAUGAAAAGAAGAAAGAUGAACUGAAAGUAAUGACUGGAAAAGAUGGAAAAUUCUGUUUGCCUGUUACUCCUGGAAAGUACAUUUUGACACCUGCUUUGUCAGAAAAAGAACAGUCAUCUGGAUUAAAAUUUGGACCAGCUGAAGUUGUAGUCAUUGUUAAUGAAAGCCCUGUCUUAGAUGUCACAUUCUCACAGUUUCGUGGAAGUAUAAAAGGAAUAAUGAAGUGUUUAACUGACUGUGAUGGUGUCCAGUUGGCAUUGGAAGCUGUGUCUUCUCAAGACCCCACUUCCCAAAUAACCAUAGUAGACAAGAAACACUUUAGUUUUGAAGGCUUGUUGCCUACUACUUAUGAAAUCUCUGUAGUUAAGGAUGAAUGGUGUUGGAAGAAGAAAGUUGAGCUAAUUGAUGUGGUUGACAAAGAUGUAACAGAUGUGCAGUUUGAGCAGACUGGUUUUUUGAUGCUUGUAACUUCUUCUCAUUUCACUGAAGCAGAGCUAGUACAUCCAUCAGGAUCUGUAGAGAAAAUUGAAGUGCCUCAAGGUACCAGCAUGCACUGUCUUCCUCUAUUUGGAGUUUAUGGUUUGAAGCCUACUGGUUGCCAUCAUUUCAAGGAGGAGGUUUUUUGGUUUGACACACUACAUCCUUCUACCAUUACUCUGCUCGCUUCUAAACAUUUGAUAGGUGGUAUUGUGUUGUCUGAAGAAAAUAUCACAAAUAUUGUUGUCUCUGUGCAGAAAGAAAAUGAUGACAAAGAUACAGAAAGAAUUAUUCUUCAAAACUCUACUAUAACAAAAGAUAAUCUGUUUGAAUACCAUUUUACUUUUUGGGCUCAACCCAGGUCUAACUUGAUCUUAACUCCAUUGUCAGAACAAAUAUUGUUUCACCCACCUUCAUUGAAAUUUUUUGUUCCUGAUGACUGUUCACCAGAUUCUGUGAGUUUCAAAGGGAAAACUGGUUUGUUUAUCCAUGGGAAAGUCAUACCACCAUUAGAAGGUGUUAAAAUAACAGUAACUGAAGUAGGUGGACAGCAACAGGUUAUUAGUAUGACAACAGAUGUCAAGGGUAGUUAUGUGGUUGGUCCUUUAGACAGUGAUUUGGAGUACAAUGUUGGUGCAGACAAAGAAGGUUAUAUCUUCAGUAAGUUGGAAAAACAAGGAAAUUUUGCUGCCUUCAAAUUGGCAGAGGUAGACAUCACUAUCUUGGGUGAAGCAAAAGAGGCUUUAUCAGGUGUGCUAGUGUCUCUUAGUGGAGGAUUGGACUACAGGAAGAACAGCAUGACCCAGACAGAUGGAAGACUUGUGUUCUCUGGCUUAAGUCCUGGGCAGUACUUCUUGAAGCCAAUGAUGAAAGAAUACCAGUUUGAACCUCCCUCCAAGAUGAUAGAAGUCAAAGAAGGAGCAACUGUAAAGAUGAACAUCAGUGGCAAGCGAAUGGCUUUUAGCUGUUUUGGUGUUGUUAACUCAUUAACGGGAGAAGCAGAACCUGGAGUUGCAGUUGAAGCUGUUGGUCAUGGGAGUGAUUAUUGUCAGCAGUUCCAGGAAGAGGCUCUCAGUGAACAAGAUGGAACCUUUAGGAUUCGUGGAUUGAUACCAGGUUGUAAUUACAGCAUCUCCUUAAAAAAAGGAGCAGAGUCAAAUCAACAUAUAGAAAGAGCUGCUCCCAAGGAGAUAAUUGUUAAGAUGGAAUCUCAGGACAUCACAGAUCUGCGAAUGAUAGUAUUUCGUCAUUUUAAUCAGAUGGACAUUAGUGGCAAUGUUGUAACAAGUCAAGAGUACCUUUCAUCACUGAAGAUAAAAUUGUACCAAGAAGACAACCUUGACCAGGCCAUAUAUACAUUUACUUUAGGGCAGAGUAGUUUUUUUCAGCUGCCUGCUCUACCCUUGGAUAACCGUAUAUAUAUACUUCGACUGGACUCCUCUCUUCCACCUAGCACAUUUCAUGUGGAUUCUCCAUCAAUUUCAUUCCGUGCUAAUACAUCUUACAGACACAUGACAUUCCAUUUCAGUCCUCAACCACGGUCUCUGGAGCAUGAGAUGACACAGGGCUCAAUUCUAGCCCUUCCACUGACCAUUGUGAUUGCUGUUUUGAUAUAUAACUAUUCUAAGGUGUUGCCCUUACUUGGCCAGGGUGUGGAACUAAUGCAGGCAUUGGUCAAUCCAGCUAAAGCUGCUACUGUUUCUAGUGCAGUCACAAACAGUGAGAACUUAUCCAGUGAACCUAUAUCUGGAAGGAAAAAAGUUAAACCUAAGAAAAUUUAGCUUUCAAAUAUUAGAAAUAGUUAAUGGUAAUAUGUUUUACAUUCAGAAGUUCAAGAAGUACAGUGUAAAUGGUAUCAAGUAAAUUUAUACAAAUGGUGAAUGCUCAGAUCUUGUGAGCUUGGAUUUUCAAAAUAAUUGGAAGUAAUAUUACAUGGGGAAUUGUGUGGAACUGCUUGUAUUUUAUAUUUCUUCUAAGUAUGGGUUGUGAGCAAUUUGAGUGUACUUGAUAACCAUAUUUUAUUGAGUAGUAUUGGAAGAAAAUGUUGAACAGCUAGUGAUCCACUAUAUCAGUACCUUUUCAUCGGUUAUUGAAAUUUAUAGGAAAAAUAGUAAUUGCCAAGUUUCCUUACUACCGUAGCAAAUGAAAUUGUAGUAUCUCUAGAAGAUUAAAAGUCCUGAAUUAAUUACUAUUCAAAAAUUAAAUUUCUGUUUUCUGGAUAGUAUUAAAAGGUGUAUACACAUUUUCAACAUUUGUAAGUGUUGUAAGAAUAGAUUUGAUCUUGUCAUCAUAUUUCGAUAAACGGACAUGAGUAAUUUGAUAUAUCUACCUGUAGUAAUGUGAAUCUAAUUAUAAACAAUUUUACUAAUUAUUAGUUAUCAUGGUUAGUUGAUAAAACUUUGAUGCUAAUGUUUUUGUUAAUGUUGAAGUCAAUAAAAAUUUUUCUUUCUUAACUUAAA